UGAAAGAGCGGGCGGGGCGACAGGAAGAUGGCCGCGUUGGCGGCGGUUGCCGGGCGGGGGACGCGGACUUAGUCUCCGUGAGGGGAUGGCGGCGGCGCGGCGGCCGGCGCGCUGCGGCUGAGGCACCGGCAUCCCCCGCCCUUCUCCUCGCGCCGCUGUCCCGCGCGCUCCUGUCGGUUGGUGACGGCGGCGCCGCCGCCGCCCCGCGCCGCGCGCCCCCCAUGAGCGGGGCGGGCGGGCUGGCCUGGCGCGCGCUGCACGCGCUCCUGCGCGCCCUGCUCUGUCUGCAGCGCGCGCUGCUGGCCUGCCUGCGCGGCCGCGCCGCCAACGGGCCCCGCGCGUGGCUCUGGCGCCGCGCAGCCUCCGCCGCCGCCUCGUGCGCCCUCCUGGCGCCCGCCGCAGGGACCUUCGCCUUCCGCAAGGCGGGCGCGGCGCGGCGGCGGCCCGGGGGAGCGGCGCAGGGCCGGCAGCGGUGGCGCUCGGACGGGCGGGCCCUGCAGAAGCUGCCGGUGCACAUGGGGCUGGUGGUGACCGAGGAGGAGCCGAGCUACGCGGACAUGGCCAGCCUGGUGGUGUGGUGCAUGGCGGUGGGCAUCUCCUACAUCAGCGUCUACGACCAUAAUGGUAUUUUCAAGAGGAAUAAUUCAAGAUUGAUGGAUGAAAUCUUAAAACAGCAGCAAGAACUCUUGGGACUAGAUUGCUCCAAGUACAUGGUGAAAUUUGCAAAUCAAGACAAAGCUGAUCAAGUUUUAAAUUGCCAAUCUACAUUGAAGGUGCUGUCCCCAGAAGAUGGAAAAGCAGACAUAGUAAAAGCUGCUCAGAACUUUUGUCAGUUGGUAGCACAGCAGCAAAAAACGUACACAGACCUGGAUGUGAAUGUCUUAGACAACUUAUUAAGUAGUACAAAUGGAUUUCCUGAUCCUGAUUUAGUCUUGAAGUUUGGUCCUGUGGACAGCACAUUAGGAUUCCUUCCGUGGCACAUCAGACUGACAGAGAUUGUUUCUUUGCCUUCCCACCUGAACAUCAGCUAUGAAGACUUUUUCUCUGCCCUCCAUCACUAUGCAGCCUGUGAGCAACGCUGGGGAAAGUGACUUGUUGCUGAGCACAUGGAGUCAGGCUUUCUGUGGGAAGGAAUUGAUGUCUGUUUACAAGCACCUGUGACCCAUAAGUCUGGUUCAUAGUCCUUUCUUAAUUUAUCAACAAAUUCAAUAAAGUGUCUUACCUUUCUAGAGA
Columba livia (rock pigeon) is the source of this 1233-nucleotide messenger RNA. RefSeq names its product NUS1 dehydrodolichyl diphosphate synthase subunit (gene NUS1). Gene Ontology annotation, cellular component: endoplasmic reticulum membrane; dehydrodolichyl diphosphate synthase complex. The coding region runs from base 222 to 1091 and encodes 289 amino acids. The transcript is spliced from 5 exons. Gene Ontology annotation, molecular function: ditrans,polycis-polyprenyl diphosphate synthase [(2E,6E)-farnesyl diphosphate specific] activity. NCBI's taxonomy places the organism in Eukaryota, Metazoa, Chordata, Aves, Columbiformes, Columbidae. The record is from RefSeq and is a predicted model, not a curated record.